GCCCAGCCAUGCCCGCUCCGCUGCUCCCGCUGCUGCUGCGAACACUGCUGUCCUGCCUGCUGCUGCCCGCGGCCCGCCUGGCCCGCCAGCACCUCCUGCCCCUGCUGCGCCGCCUGGCUCGCCGCCUGGGCUCCCAGGACAUGCGAGAGGCUGUGCUGGGCUGUCUGUUGUUCGUCCUCAGCCAGAGACACCCGCCGGACGCUGGGGAGGCCUCCAGAGUGGCCCGCCAGGAGAGGAGGGAGAGGCUAGCCCACCAGAAAUGAGGCCACGAGUCCUGGGAGCAGCUGUAUUCAUCGAAACACUUUCUUUUUGGAGUGAGACAGUCCUGGCGUGGUCACUGACCAAGGGGUCAGACCAGGACAUGCCUCCCCACUACCAGCAGAAACAAUUGGAAGGAUGAUUGGAAGGAUGCCCUGCAUCGAGCGGGAAACUCAUCAUGACCCCUCCUUCCCUCUGCAUUCUUCCCAAGACCCUUCCUAGUCACCUCUGGCCUGAGUCGGGGGAUGAACUGACCGCCCCCCCCAUUCCCAGGCAAAUGGUAAUACGAGGUCCCAUCAAAAACAAUGCUUAACCCAAGGACAACUGAGAAUUUAGCUGACAGAAGAGAUCUUCAUCUGUCUGUCUUCCAGACUCAGUAGCUUAAGAUAGGACCUUGGUUCCCUAGGGAGUCAGUCCUGUCCCCGGAAGGCCAGCAUGCA
Molecule: messenger RNA, 698 nt
Organism: Diceros bicornis minor
Lineage: Eukaryota; Metazoa; Chordata; Mammalia; Perissodactyla; Rhinocerotidae
Gene: MYMX
Product: myomixer, myoblast fusion factor
Exons: 1
Coding region: 9-263 (84 amino acids)
Biological process (GO): myoblast fusion; skeletal muscle organ development
Cellular component (GO): Golgi membrane; plasma membrane; endoplasmic reticulum membrane
Source: RefSeq, a predicted model, not a curated record